Plasmopara halstedii is the source of this 480-nucleotide messenger RNA. Its product is annotated as RxLR-like protein. The transcript is spliced from 6 exons. Gene Ontology annotation, cellular component: membrane; endomembrane system. NCBI's taxonomy places the organism in Eukaryota, Oomycota, Peronosporomycetes, Peronosporales, Peronosporaceae. The record is from RefSeq and is a predicted model, not a curated record. Bases 1 to 480 code for a protein of 159 amino acids.
AUGGGCUUCGGACGAUUCUUUUUAUUCGGUGUUGCUAUAGUGGUGGCUCUUGUAGCUUUGGCGUGGCCGCAGCUCGAACAUCUUCUCAUAAACAGUGGUUACAGCUGUCCAUAUCCCUUUUCGAUGCUUAUUACCGGAAAUGGCACCGAGAACGAAGCAGCAGUCGAGACAAAGGGGCUGCCUAAAUACACUCUGGACCAGCUACGAAUGUACGAUGGCUCCGAUGAGAAGGCUCCAAUUCUACUUGCUGUCGGCGGCAAGGUAUUGGACGUAACAUCGGGCGCCAAGUUCUACGGUAAAGGCAAUACGUACAAUCUCUUUGCCGGAACGGCUUGCACGCGUGCUCUGGCUCUUGGUUCGCUUGAAAUCGAGGAUAUCAGCGACGAUACCUCGGAUUUCGACGAAAGCAAACUGAAAGAGCUGGCUGAAACCAAACAAUUUUACUACGAGAAGUACCCUAUCGUUGGAGAAUUGGUCUAA